AUGCAUCUUUUGGCUCUCUGCUUUGUUGGUUUUGUCAUCAGAGGUGUCUGGGGCCACAAAGUCGAGGUGCUGACCACACCGUGUGAAACUCUCACUGUCUAUCAAUACGGAGCAUCAGACUCUGAUCCAGUUGAGAGUUCCCAGUCAAACAGCCCAAUUGUCGUAGCAGAGUCUCCAGCCCCAGUCGCGCCGGCCGCAACCAUUGAAUCCGAUCAGGAAACAGCAAUACCAUCAGAGCCAGUCACCCCAUGCGACACUACUCAAUCUUCGUUGCCAACGGUCCCAUACGAGCCGGUAACGAAGUCUGUAUAUUAUGAGCCACCAACUGAGCCCAAAGAUGACACGGCAACGGUAGUUGAGCCAGUCACUCCAUGUGAUACUACACAGACUUCAUCGAUAUCGAUCAUAUACAAACCUAUCACAGAACCUGUCACCUACGUCCCUCCAAUUGUUACCAUUGAGACAUCUUCGAUAAGUCAGCAUCUUCGAAUCAUAACCACGGAACCUCUUGUUACGUAUACUGAGUCAACUUAUGAGACACCUAUCCAGUAUCCUAAACCUAAAACAGAUACUAUUUACCUAACUAUACCAAACUCCAGAGAACCAGAGCCUAGUAAAGAUUAUGUGCCUGGAACUUAUCCGCCUGCUGAUGUUCCAACCGCUGAGCCCGUCCAGCCUCCUAUCCCAACCGAACACCUCCAGCCACCAGUUCAAACAGGACAAGUGGUUCCGCCUGUGAUUACCAAACAUACAGAAGCGGGUUUACCGUCCCAGCCAGGCUAUCCAUCUCCCUCGUCUGGAUUAGAAAUACCCACAGAGACUAUGGAUGUACCCAACAAGCCCAUUCAGACAUCGGCAGCCGAAACUCCAAAGCAACUGGAUGAGCCAACUCGGGUUACAGCUCCAACUUCUGCUGGCCCGUUCAAGACUGAAGAACUACCAACUCGAGUACCAGAUCCAGCCAGCGUCUCCAAUGAGCCGACUGUUUUCACUCAACCGUCGCCACCUAUCCAAUCAGGUUUCACGACACGUACCAGUAUUGAGGUUGUACCUACAGAUGAGGUCUACGAGUUGAACCUCGAAGAUGCUAUACUAGGCCCAUAUGCAAGGUUGGUCGACGUUUGCGGGGAAAAGAUCAUUGUACUGGAACCUCCUCCAUACCACGAGGCGAACUUUACUCUCAAGGUCAACGGAACAUCGGGUUUCUCACCAGGUGGCUUUGCCAACCUUAUAACAUCAGUAAAGAUUGACAAGGUACAUCAUAAUGACCGACGUCAAAUGGUUAUCUUCCGACGAGAUGACGACGACGAAGCCGGUUUCCUUGAGGCUUCCGCGAAUGACGAUGAUAUCGGUAAGAGGGAGGACAGUGAGACCGGAGAUGCGAUUGAAGAGUGGGUGGCCGACAAGCCGAUAACAGAGGCAGAUCCCACGUUAGCUAUAAGCUACAUAGCUGGGAGUGACCCCAAGUCUGCUCAGAUCGAGGGUAUGACCUAUAUCAAGAGAGGAAAUAUCGGCACAAACGUAUAUCGGAGGAAGGCAACUCCAGCUGGUCGGAAUACUACAAUACGCCCAGAAGACGAUGGAAAGGAAUGCAACACGAACAUCCAUAGCACGGGCACUCCAACAGCUGUCCCUACGCCGGUGGAGGUUCAUCCAAAUGAGGCAGGAAAUGGUGUCGUGAUGAAUACUGCUGCAUUGUUCGGAAUAUUUUUCGUUGCAGCAAUUCUAGCUUGA
Messenger RNA from Fusarium pseudograminearum CS3096, 1734 nucleotides. RefSeq lists its product as uncharacterized. The record is from RefSeq and is a predicted model, not a curated record. The coding region runs from base 1 to 1734 and encodes 577 amino acids. The transcript has 2 exons. NCBI's taxonomy places the organism in Eukaryota, Fungi, Ascomycota, Sordariomycetes, Hypocreales, Nectriaceae.